Messenger RNA from Gongylonema pulchrum, 837 nucleotides. The record is from the annotation of a GenBank genome assembly. NCBI's taxonomy places the organism in Eukaryota, Metazoa, Nematoda, Chromadorea, Rhabditida, Gongylonematidae.
UUCCGUUAUGCGGAUCGAGUCGAAAAAUCUAUGCUUGUUGUUGGCCUGAUAUGCGCAAUCGUGAGUGGCAUUGGCCAACCGGUUCUGGCUAUAUUGAGCGGACAAGUGACGAAUGUGCUGCUCACUCAGGCUCCUGGCAGUGAACAGUUCAACAGCAAGGCUUAUUUGUGUGUUUAUUUAUACCUCGGUAUUGGAUGCCUCGUUUUAGUAAUGAAUUACGCACAGUUCAUGUGUUUGCAAACGACAUGCUGUCGACUAGUGGCUCGCUUGCGCCAGCAAUACAUCCGAUCCAUCCUUCGUCAAAAUGCCGCAUGGUUUGACCGAAAUCAAAGUGUUAGCAUUAUCAGCACUUGUUAUAGCAAUAUCGAGCGUAUACGUGAAGGAAUUGGUGAUAAGCUAGGACUGCUUGUUCGCGGCUUUGCCAUGUUCAUAUCCGCCAUUAUCACUGCAUUCAGUUUUCAGUGGCGUCUCGCGUUGGCUAUGGUUCCUGUUGUCCCUAUAAGUUGCUUCAUUAUGGCACAAUUAGCACAGCAAAUGGGUUCGAGGACAGCAAAAGAGCUGAUUGGCAUUGGAAAGGCCGGAGCUAUUGCUGAGGAAGCAAUCCUGGGUGUGCGCACAGUGCAAGCAUUCAACGGACAAGAAGAGAUGGUGGAGCGAUAUAAAACACAGCUUUCCAGAGGCAAGAAAUAUGGCAUCUCGAAAAGUUGCUGGAGUGGAUUUCUUGGUGGACUGUUUUUCCUGGUGCUCCUUAUAUUCAUGGGCGGCGGGAUGCUGUUCGUUUUUCAUUUAAAUUUAAUGAAAAAAAGAACUGAAAAUAAUUCGCAAUCAGUUUCUUAG